Messenger RNA from Aspergillus fischeri NRRL 181, 219 nucleotides. RefSeq lists its product as uncharacterized. The transcript has 2 exons. The coding region runs from base 1 to 219 and encodes 72 amino acids. The record is from RefSeq and is a predicted model, not a curated record. NCBI's taxonomy places the organism in Eukaryota, Fungi, Ascomycota, Eurotiomycetes, Eurotiales, Aspergillaceae.
AUGUUUGUUUUUCCUCCUCAGGCACCGUUUCCACGUGCUCCGAGGGCGGUCAAGAUGUCUACCAAUGAAAAGCCCCCACUUUCCCCAGCCGAGCGGGCCAUCGUCAAGAGCUACGGUGGCUGGACCCAAUUCAUGAUCAGUUUCGGAUUGAAGCCGUACGAGCUUGACGAUAUCUAUGAAGCGAAGUCUAUUGUUGCGUCCCUUGCUACCGAUGAUUAA